Molecule: messenger RNA, 1648 nt
Organism: Abrus precatorius (Indian licorice)
Lineage: Eukaryota; Viridiplantae; Streptophyta; Magnoliopsida; Fabales; Fabaceae
Product: RING-H2 finger protein ATL11-like
Exons: 1
Coding region: 289-1407 (372 amino acids)
Source: RefSeq, a predicted model, not a curated record
AAGUCCAUUGGGACUCCCUCAAAACACAAUAAAACCAGCGCGACCCAAUUCCCUUUCCCUGUCUGUCACCCUCUCUUUUCCUUCGCCACCACAACCAAAAGCGCGUUACGUUGUUGUUGGCGCCCAUUUGCUUUUGCGUUUGCGUCGCCUUUUAGUAACAACCUAAUCAUGAAUUAUCAGUGAAAAAGAGAACAAACAAAGGAGCAAUCAGCGCCGCUAUUAAUUCCCACUAAAACAAUCAAAAUUCUUUGCUUUCACACCCAGCAGAUGAACUCCACCUGAACCCUAAUGACCACUCUCACUCCCAACCCACACUCCAACUUCCACCAUGCCCUACUUCUCCUUCUUUAUCUCUUCCUUCUCAUACACUCUCCGCCGCCGGCCGCCGCACAGCUCCCCAACACGCUGCCGCCACCGCCGCCGGAUAGAUUUUCCCGGCUUAAGUUCGAUAAGUCCAUGGCCAUCGUGCUCGUCAUCCUCGUCGUCGUCUUCUUCAUCCUUGGCUUCCUUUCCGUCUACACUCGCCAGUGCACGGAGCGAAGAAUGAGAGGGGGGUUCGAUCUCGCUAUUCCCAUCGUUGGAAGCCACCGCCGGCAGCGAGGGCUUGACCGGGAAAUCAUCGAAACGUUCCCCACUUUUGUCUACUCCACUGUGAAGAGCCUCAAGAUUGGGCGCGCCACGCUAGAAUGCGCCGUGUGCUUAAACGAGUUCGAAGACGACGAAACGCUGCGUUUGAUCCCCAAGUGCAGCCACGUGUUCCACCACGAAUGCAUCGACGCUUGGUUGAAUAACCACUCCACUUGCCCCGUGUGUCGGGCCAACCUCGUUCCAAAACCCGAAGACCCGUCUUCGGUCGCGAUCCAGAUUCCGGAUCACGAAGGAUCCGAAUCGGAUGAAACCCGAUCCGAAACCCGAGUCGGUGACGGUAAUGUUAACGGAGAAGUAGUGGCGGAUUCUCCAAAGGUGAAUAAUAAUUUAGUUAAUCAGAACCGUCCACCUCGGUCAAGGUCAACGGGUUUUAGGAUCGCGAGUUGGUUUCCACGCUCUCACUCGACCGGUCACUCGCUGGUUCAACCGGGGGAGAAUUACGAGCGCUUCACGCUAAGGUUGCCCCAGGAAGUGCGAAACCAGCUCGUGAGCUCCACGCUAAGCCGCACCAAGAGUUGCGGCGUGAGCGUGACCUUCACGCGCGAGAGCAGUGUGAGGAGGGGUUAUAGGACAAGAAGCGUUGGCAGCAGCAGCGAUCACGCGAGGGGAUAUGACCGGUUCGGCCGCACGGACCGGCGUGGGUUUUCUUGGACUCCGCCGUUUAUGAUUAGAACCGGUUCGAACCGGUCGGCGAAGAGUUCGAAGGAUGAUACGGGUGAACGAUCUUCAGAUCGGUUAUUUAGGGGUGGUGAGGAUUAGACGGUUGUUUAAGUUAGGUUUAGAUGGGUAAACAUCAAAGACCAAUGAUGAUCAGUUUCCCUUUCACUUUCACUUUCACUUUCACUUUUACCAUCCACGAUUCGUGCUCGUGUAUGUAAUUAGUAUAUAUUACUCCUCUUAUACAUAUUUAUUUGUAUGGUUUCAGAGUGUGGAAUUUUUUGAGUGAUAUAGGUCGAACAAUUAAUACACACGGAUUUUGGAAACGUCAAUGAAUAAAUUU